Chiloscyllium plagiosum (whitespotted bambooshark) is the source of this 4717-nucleotide messenger RNA. RefSeq names its product hypoxia inducible factor 1 subunit alpha inhibitor (gene hif1an). The record is from RefSeq and is a predicted model, not a curated record. NCBI's taxonomy places the organism in Eukaryota, Metazoa, Chordata, Chondrichthyes, Orectolobiformes, Hemiscylliidae. Gene Ontology annotation, biological process: negative regulation of Notch signaling pathway. Gene Ontology annotation, molecular function: ankyrin repeat binding; [protein]-asparagine 3-dioxygenase activity; peptidyl-histidine dioxygenase activity. Gene Ontology annotation, cellular component: nucleus; cytoplasm.
GCGGGACAUGGCGGAGCGGAGUGCGGAUGUAAACCGGGAAUGGAGCGAGGUCCAGCUGAGGAAGUACACCUUCGCCACCAAGGACAUCCCCAGGAUGUCCCAUAGCGAUCCCCGGGUCGAGGCGCUCAUAGACAAUGAGGAGCCGGUAGUGCUAACAGAUACCAACCUUGUGUACCCAGCACUGAAAUGGGACCUGGAAUACUUGCAGGAGAAUAUUGGAGAUGGGGACUUUUCUGUUUAUGUUGCCAAAACGCACAAGUUCUUGUACUAUGAUGAAAAGAAAAUGGUUAACUUCAAGAAUUUCAAGCCAAAGUCUACGAGGGAAGAGAUGAAAUUCAGUGAGUUUGUGGAAAAACUUCGUGAAAUCGAUCAAGGUGACAACAGGUAUUACUUACAACAAACGCUGAAUGACACGGUAGGGAAGAAGAUUGUCAUGGACUUCCUGGGUUUUAACUGGAACUGGAUUAACAAGCAACAGACAAAGCGAAACUGGGGCCAGCUCACAUCCAACUUGCUGCUUGUAGGAAUGGAAGGGAAUGUCACACCAGCACACUAUGAUGAACAGCAGAACUUUUUUGCACAAAUUAAAGGUUACAAACGUUGUAUUCUCUUCCCACCUGAUCAGUUUGAUUGUUUAUAUCCAUACCCAGUCCAUCAUCCGUGUGACAGACAGAGCCAGGUGGAUUUUGAAAAUCCAGAUUAUGAAAGGUUUCCUAACUUUAGGAACGUUGUUGGAUAUGAAACAGUGGUUGGACCUGGAGAUGUAUUGUACAUCCCUAUGUACUGGUGGCAUCAUAUUGAAUCAUUGCUUAAUGGAGGAAUCACUAUUACUGUCAACUUCUGGUACAAGGGUGCACCAACUCCAAAGAGGAUUGAGUAUCCAUUGAAAUCCCAUCAGAAGGUCGCAAUUAUGAGGAAUAUAGAAAAAAUGCUGGGAGAAGCUCUAGGGGAGCCACAGGAGGUUGGGCCAUUAUUAAACAUGAUGAUAAAAGGCCGAUAUGAUUAACCGUCAUCCUGUCGACGUUUUCUUGGAGUAAAUGGCGCCGAGCAAAUUGUACACGAGCAUUACAUGCCUGGACUGAAUGCAGAUGCAGGAAAUUCUUCCUCUUGUUCAAAGUUGGCUGCCAUUGAUUGUUGAAGUGAAUUUUUAUAUCCACCAUCUGUGUGCCUGUCAGACAGAAGAUUCUGAAAACUAAAGUCUGAUAUCAACUGAUUGGCACAUUGCCCUAGAUGCAUUAUAGCACUGAGUGUGUAUGUAGACCACAUUCCACCAAUUUGUAUGGUUUUAAGUUUCUUUUUGAAACCGAAACUAAAAUGAGCACUUUGUGCCGAUUCUGUUGGAAUGAUGGUCUUGGGCUAAAUGCUGUUGGUUUCCUUUUGUGACUCUUUAAAAAAAAGAGAAGGCUCUUCCACAGUUGAGCCUAAAAAUUGGCUACUUUUCAUUUUAAUAGCUCAUAGUUCAUGAUCAAUGCCUGUGACUUACACUGGUGUCUUAGAAUACUUGGUUUGAAAUGUUAACAGGUGGCAGUGGCAUACAGCACCCAAAUUAAAACGCUGUCAACAAUUUGGAGAUGAAUCUCUGGUUGAAAGCCAGACUUUUAUGUUUUACACAACAUUCAGCAAGUGUUUGUGAUCCAAAGUAGAUUACCAGUCUGUGUCCUAGUGAUGUAAUGCUGCAGUAUUGAUUGUUAUUCUGUUACCCAAAUGAAUCUUGUUGCUAUUAUGAGGGACAAUAUAAUGAACAACAUCACUUUAGGAACCCCUGGUUGCACUUCUAUAAUUUAGUCUUGGAGCAUUCCGACAUGUUCAGAUGUUUUCCGUCUUUCACUGUCCGCUCUCUCGCUCCACCUGUAUGUCUCUUUUUAGUCUGUCUGUCUUUCACUCUCCCUUCCUCUCUCUGUCUCUCCCUCUCCUCUUCACGCUCCACUGUCUCCCCACUCUAUUAUCUGACCCUGAGCAGCACUUUGUAACAAUGCGUUUUCAGUUUUAAUAAGAGACCUUAUACAAAAACUGACAAUAACAGGGCUUGGUGGAGGUUUAAUAUCACAUUCUGUAUCAUAAUGUCAGCUUCAAAUCAAAAAACAAACUGCCUGUAAACUGUCAAUCCUAAAUCGUAGACAGCCCAGCUUAACUUCCCAUCUGAACAAUCUUAAAAUCAAAUAAAAAGCAAAACACUGUAGAUGCUGAAAAUCUGAUCAAAACACAAAGAACACUGCAUUCAGCAGCUCAGAGAACAACUUGGAGCAAACAGACCAGAUGUUUUCAAAACCAAAAACACCGCUUAUGUUGUUCUAUUAAAUGUAAAGUAACCUUCUUCACUUCCCAUCUUUGCCUAGAGGUAACUCAUUUCAAGUUCCUUUCAACUACCUUGCUAGAGGGCAUCACAUCAUUUACUGCUCAGUAUAUCCCAGCAAGUUACUCAGUCUGUUGAAGCACUCAUGCUCUUAGUUAUGAUAGAAUUAAUGAGAGAAUUUCUAAAAUCUAAAUCUCCUUUUUUCUCAUUAACUAUAUAUAUGUCUUUUACUCAAGGAAGGAGAUGGAAUGAGAAUUUGUUUCUGCCUUUGUCAAUAAUAGAGUGCACCUUGGUAGUGUAAUAAGAAUAUUAAAUAUCACUUUUUUAUCAUCUGCUGCUAAGUUAGACAUACCUACAGUCUGAGUGCUACCUCUUGGAAAUACAGUAAGAAUCCAGGGUGUGGAAUUCUGUCUUAGGUGGGACAUCAGGAGGGAGACGAAAGGCUGCUCUUGUGUAUCUUUUAUCAGCCACUGCAUAAUCAGAAACCAAGUAAACAAGUGGGUGCAGCUGAGACCGUUUUUAAAUCUAAAACUAAAAAGUGUUACUUAAAUUUGCUUCUUAUGGUUUGGUUUGUUUUGGUCUGUCCCCAGUGGAAGAAAAUCAGACCCUGUCCCACUCCCCCAUUCCAUCUCUCUCCUUCCUUACAAUGUCAUUGCUGAGGAUCAGCUACUAGAGUUGAGUGACUCUUCUUUUGAUGCCUCCCUCCUUCUCUAUGUAAUCCAUGAGGUUGAUAGCAGAAUUGUGAAUUUUUAUCUAUUGGGAAGGGUUGAACAAGCUAGAAUUUUUCUCUCUGUAGGAAAAAAAAGUUAAGAAGUGAUAUCUAUAAUUGCCACGAGGUUUGCUAAGGGAGACGUAGAGAAGAUGGGAAGAGCAAAACUAGGGAGUAAUACUUGUCCCAAGUGUUGAGACUGUUGAGCUUGCAGACACAUGGUGAUUUUGAGGGCAGUAUUUUAAGUACCUAAGAGAGCAAAUGAGACAGAAAGAGCAGCCAAGGUGGGAGAAAGCUGCUGUGAUCAGGAACUCACCAAACAAGGAAGUGGAGCCCCCCAUCCUGUGACAUUUGUGUGCUUGUGAUGUUACUGACUCAUCUUGAUAGGGCCACACUGAGGGCUCCUUGAUCAGAUCGAUCAGGAUUAAAUACUUUCCUCACUGCAGCCCUGUCAGAUUGUCUGUGAGGAGCUAUAGACACGACUGGUUGAAUCAUUCUGUGGCUGAACACUUCUGUAAUUGGACAUCCCUCGACAGCAACAAAAUGGAAAAGCUUUUCUUCUUUUAAAUUAGUAUGUGGCCUUAGACAGUUUCCUUUCUGACUCACAACAAAAGCACUUUGAGAUUUUCCAUCUGCCAUCUCGUCAGAAACCAACAGCGUUUUUACUUUAACUGCCUUUGCGCCAGCAAAUUACUGUUGGUCCUGCCUUGUGAAAGAAGCUAGCAGUGUUGGUGGAGAGACAGAGAGAAUGGAUGACAGAAUAUCUCUCACUGUCUCACAUAUGACAAAUAUCUUGAUACUGAAGCAGGUGUGAACUGUGGAUAGUUAGCCUUUCAAAGGUUUCUCAUUUGAAAGCUUUUUAUGGGUGAAAUUUAACAGUCCCUGAUUUUGUGCAUGGCUGCUGGCCUUUUGUUUUUGCCCUGUAAGUGACAAACAUGGGACUGUAUUUUGGCCUUGAUGAUUUUCGUGAUUGUGAGCAAAACAAUUUUUUUUUUAACAAUGUGGAUGUAGUCUCAGACAAGAACACAAAAGGAGCAGUUUAUCAAAAGAUUUAUUUUUCAAAACUAUGACUGUUAUAUGUUGGUCUGUAACUUCAGAAGGGAUUGGUGUACUCCAUCAUGGAACCACAUAAAGAAAUUCGCUGAGUGACAAACCCUUCAUUCUAAGACUCUGAAACGUCCUAUACCAGACGCAUUUCAAUUCUGAUGCACCCUCAGUAUUCCCCCAUUAGACAGUGCUCAAUGGUUACUAUCCUUAAAAUUAUUAUCCCUUUGUGAAAAACAGUGAUCAAUUUUUGGAAGUAACACAGGUGAAUUGGAAGGUCAAAGUAUACACCAUUUCAUUUAUAUUUUGUGGGAUUUUUGUUUUAAGCAUUUCCUGGAGAAAGUAUUGGAUUCACAAGCAGCGAGUGUCCUUGAUCAGUGAUUUUAAAGCAGGGUGUUGGGAAAAUCUUCAGCUAAACUGUUUUAUUUCCUUCUGCUCCCACCAAACCACCCCCCCCCCCCCCCCGCCAACACACACACACACACACACUUACAUUUCAUAAGCCUAACAAUAAUAAUCUUAAUUAACGUCUGGUAUAUACCUGACAUGUAUAAUUUAAAUUCCUGUACAAAAUGUUCCAAGUCAACAUUUUUUUAAAUCCCACUGUUUUGCUGUAAUUCUGUUAAUGAUAUGUGUGUAAAUUGUCCAAGAUAUAAAAUAUUGAAGAUUAA